Durusdinium trenchii is the source of this 336-nucleotide messenger RNA. Lineage: Eukaryota; Dinophyceae; Suessiales; Symbiodiniaceae. The record is from the annotation of a GenBank genome assembly.
AUGCCAUUGAUACAGAGGAUUGAAAGCUUCACGGCCUUUGCAUCUUCCCAUGCCUGUGUUUUCCCCCACCUUGCGCGUUUCGGUCAUUCUAGCCUAUCGGUCCAAGCGCAUAGCUUAAGCUUUGAUUCGUCGGUCUGCAGCAGCGACAACAGCCCAAGUUUUAAAGUGCUUCAAAAGGUUCGAGAUGAAAAGCAGGGCAAGAAUGUUGGCAUUCCGGGAAGUCCCUUUGUCAAAGCUUACCAUCGUAACAGUCAAUGCUUCCAUGCAGCUUUGCUGCGGGUGCCUUUGGCUCAAACAUGUGAUGUUUUUUUCAACAACGUCAGUACAUUGCGUUGA